Monosiga brevicollis MX1 is the source of this 3037-nucleotide messenger RNA. RefSeq lists its product as uncharacterized. The transcript is spliced from 29 exons. The record is from RefSeq and is a predicted model, not a curated record. Lineage: Eukaryota; Choanoflagellata; Craspedida; Salpingoecidae. Gene Ontology annotation, biological process: glucan catabolic process. Gene Ontology annotation, molecular function: oxidoreductase activity; beta-glucosidase activity. The annotation marks the transcript as partial.
AUGGCUGAGCGCCGUGCCUGGCUGGCUUGUGUGGUUGGGAUUUUGGUUGGUCUGGUUGUCGUGAGUAGCGGCGAGCCGCAGCCGUGGAUGAAUGUUGAGGAGGAUCCCACCACGCGUGCCGAGAAAUUGAUGCAGGAGAUGACUUUGGCCGAGAAGAUUGCAAUGCUCCACGGUUAUAGCGGUACCUCGCAAAAUUACAACUAUACCGGCUUUGUCGUGCCCAAUGAUCGCCUCAAGAUUCCUGCCCUUCAGUUGAAUGAUGGCCCGCAAGGGUUCCGAGCCACCAACAACGGUUACGAUCGCACGACAACGGCGUGGCCCUCCGGCUUGACGAUGGCAGCCAGCUGGGACGUGGCCAUGCUCUCCAAGUGGGGCGAGGGGAUGGGGGCGGAGUUUGCAGCCAAGGGUGCCAACGUUCAGCUAGGCCCUGGUUUGUGCGUGGCCCGCGUACCGGUCAACGGCCGCAAUUUUGAGUAUUUGAGCGGGGAGGAUCCCUUCCUCGGUUAUACCUUGGUUCAGCCGGUCAUCCAGGGCAUUCAAUCGCAGGGUGUCAUCGCCAAUGCCAAGCACUAUGUCAACAACAAUCAGGAGACUAAGCGGACGACCGUCAGCGAAAAUGUGGAUGAGCGCACACGAUUCGAGAUCUACUACCCACCCUUUGAGGGGGCCAUCAACGCCGACGUGGGCUCCUUUAUGUGCAGUUAUAACAAGAUCAAUUCAGCUUGGAGCUGCGAGAACAAUGAAACUCUGAACACAGACCUCAAGCACCGCCUCAAUCCCGACAACAAACGUUUUUGGGUCAUGAGCGAUUGGGGGGCCACGCAUAGUACCUCGAUUGACAAGGGCUUGGACCAAGAGAUGCCGGGCGACUCCCACAUGGGAGAUACACUUGCUGACAUGGUUUCCAACGGAACCGUCCCCAUGGCCUUGAUCAACGCCUCCGUCCUCAACAUCCUAACACCCAUGUUUAGCGUCGGUCUGUUUGAUAAGCCCAACACGGGUGCCUUCUCCAACAAUGUCACAUCAGAUGCGCACAACCAGUUGGCUCGUGAGCUGGCGGGCAAUUGCCACGUCUUGCUACAAAAUGAGAACAAGGUCCUCCCUCUCAAUGCAGGAACCGCCAACACCACCUACCUCAUUGUUGGGGCACAGGCAUGGAACCAAACUAUUGUUGCUGGCGGAGGAUCCGGACAUGUCGACAUUCCAUACAUGGUCACGCCACUUGAUGCGUUCAAGACGGCCCUCGGCUUUGGGCCCACACGCAACAAUCAAGCUGGCCAAAAGGACUGUGUUGUGGAAAACCAGUGCGUGAUCUAUCUGGACGGCAGCGAUACGGAUAUGGUUGCCAGCACAGCUGCGGAGGUUGACUAUGUUUUGGCUUUUGUGGCCACCACUUCACACGAGGGCGCUGACCGUGCCAACCUCAGCUUGGCCGGUGGACAGGACGAAUUCAUCAUUGCUGCGGCCUCGCACAGCGACAAGGUGGUGGUCAUUGUGACAACGCCUGGAGCCAUCUUGAUGCCCUGGUCGGCGGACGUGGCCAGUAUUGUUGUCAACUUUAUGCCUGGUCAAGAAGGCGCCAAUGCCGCUGCUGAUGUCUUGUUUGGCACCGUCAACCCAAGUGGCAAGUUGCCCCUAACCAUGCCAAAUGUGGAGAACGAGGUCGGCUUUACGGAGCGUCAAUAUCCUGGUCUUGACGACGCUGCCGAGGCGUACUAUGAUGAGCGUCUCCUCAUCGGCUAUCGCUGGUAUGAUGCGCACGGCAUCGAACCGCGCUUUCCCUUUGGCCAUGGCUUGUCCUAUGCUGCGUUCAAAUAUGACAACCUGACCGUCAGCAAGGAUGAAGUGGCGUUCAAGCUGACCAACAUUGCUGAGGAUUAUGGUGGUGAGGUGGUCCAACUCUACCUUGGCUUCCCUUCCAGCGCGGGCGAGCCCCCUAAGCAACUCAAAGGAUUCACCAAAGUGUUUUUGCAUGCGUUUGCCGAGGCGGAAGUCAAGCUGCCUUUGCGCAGCCGUGAUCGCAGCGUGUGGGAUGCUAGUACCCAUUCAUGGUCCGAGGUAUCUGGUGAAUUUCAGCUGGCCUGUCGUGGAGCCAAGGUGACGCUGAUUGAGCGCACGGGUGUUGCCUGUGCAGCUUCGGGAAAAGCGGGAGGGUUUCUGGCCCGUGACUGGUGCAAUGGAGGACCACUAGAGUCCUUGGCUCGUCGCAGCUUUGAUCUUCACGAGCAGCUGGCUGCGGCCCACGGCAAUCCCUGGGAGUAUCGCCGACUGCGCACGGUAGGCAUUAAUGUGCUCAAGUCAGCAGGGCGACCUUCGCCUGCGGUGCCGUGGCUGGAUGGCGGUGCUGAUGGGAAGACGGAAAACAUGGGAUCCACGGAAAACACGGCACAGGUGACGCCGGGGUUGUUUACACGCAAGAUGGUGGAACUGGCCCAGGAGCAUGGUGCGCGAGUGCGAGUGGAAACCGUGAUCGGACUGAGCUAUCGGGAGGGGCUGGCCGAGGUGUGUGGCGUCCAGUUGGCCACGGGGGAGGCUGUGCCAGCCGAUGCGGUGCUGCUUUGCAUGGGACCUUGGAGCGGCCAGUGCCGAGAAUGGGUGCGAGCGAUCACAGCGCCCAGAAUUGGGGGUGAAAAGGCCCAUUCGAUCGUGGUGCAGCCUGGACCAAGGGCGGACAUUGAUGGAACGGCCGUUUUUAUCAAUUACACUCGUCGGGGCAAGAUGCAGAACCCGGAAAUUUAUCCACGUCCAGACGGCAGCGUGUAUAUGUGUGGCGGGACACACGCGCACACGCCGCUUCCUGCCAACUCGGCUGACGUGGUGCCUACAGAGGGCAUUGGUGCUGAACUGAAGGAGAUCAUGGACGCAUGCUCCAGUGCACUGCAAGAUGCUGAAGUGACUGUCGUGCAGGCAUGCUAUCUACCCAUGCCUGACUCGGGCGUUCCAUUUAUAGGGCCGUUGCAAAAGGGUCUGUUUAUGGCUGCGGGCCAUACUUGCUGGGGAAUCCUCAACGGUCCCGCUACGGGUGAAGCGAUGGCCG